Messenger RNA from Adineta steineri, 513 nucleotides. The record is from the annotation of a GenBank genome assembly. Lineage: Eukaryota; Metazoa; Rotifera; Eurotatoria; Adinetida; Adinetidae.
AUGGAAGACGAUGAACGUCCACGACUUGGUUGUCGAUUAAAUUAUGUUCGUAAACUACCUGGCAUGUUAAAACUCGUUCAACUUGCUUGCAGUUUCAUUGCAAUAAUAUUAGUUGCAGUAGCACCAACUCUUACCUAUAGUGGUAAUAAAGGAUUUUUUCUAUUUGUUUCUAUAGUAGCUAUUUCUAUAACAACAAUUCUUUUAUUAAUGGCGUUAAUUAAUCUACAAGCUGUUUUUAUACCUGAACGUUGGUCUCUCAUUGAAUUAUGUUGGUGUGCAUUUAUUGCCUUAUUUUAUUUCAUUGCUGGUAUUGUUAUUGCAACGGCUACAAAUGGUAAUGCUCUUUAUGGAGCUGCUGCGUGUUUUGGUUUCGCAGCUUGCAUUGCCUAUAUAGUUGAUUUUAUCAAUCGUAUUCGUUUACGUCGAGCUGAAGAAGCUAGUGAAAACACAGAAACAACAGUCACAAAAACGACGACGACAACAACAGUUACUCGUCAACAACCAGUUUAUUAA